This is a messenger RNA of Hansenula ciferrii, 3858 nucleotides long. RefSeq names its product Pleiotropic drug resistance protein. Lineage: Eukaryota; Fungi; Ascomycota; Saccharomycetes; Phaffomycetales; Wickerhamomycetaceae. Gene Ontology annotation, molecular function: ATP hydrolysis activity; ATP binding; ABC-type transporter activity. Gene Ontology annotation, cellular component: membrane. The coding region runs from base 1 to 3858 and encodes 1285 amino acids. The transcript has a single exon. The record is from RefSeq and is a predicted model, not a curated record.
AUGAACUUGGAUGUUGUGCAUAGCACUCACCAGAAUGAUCUUUAUGUUCCUGAAGAUGAACGAGUCAGUCUGAACGUUAGAAACCUCAAUGUACUAUUCAAGAAGAAGAAACAACACAAGACAUGGAAACAAAAGAUAUUAAAAUCAAAUGGUGAUGAAGAAAAACAAGUUGAUAACUCUGAUGCUAAACAAAUCCUCAACAAUAUCAGUUUUGACUUACCAAAAGGUCAACUAUUAGCCAUUUUGGGUGCUUCAGGUAGUGGUAAAACAACGUUACUGAAUACUCUUUCUUCAAGAAUGAGUUUUGCCAAAAAUUCAAAUAAUCCUUUCAAAUUUGAAGGUUUGAUCCAAUAUUCACAAACAAAUCCAAAUAUUUCAUAUUUAUUACAAGAAGAUUUAUUCAUGCCUGGGUUAUCAGUUAGAGAAACUUUAAAAUUCACAGCACAGUUAAAAUUACCAAAUUCAUCAAACCAAGAAAUUGAUAGCUUGAUUGAUUAUUUGUUUGAAGCUUUAGAUUUGAAAAAAGUUGAAAAUACAAUGAUUAAUGACUUCAAGUAUAAUUGUACAUUGAGUGGUGGUGAAAAAAGAAGAGUAUCAUUAGCUAUUCAACUCUUGACCAAACCAUCUGUUUUGUUUCUGGAUGAACCAACCACAGGUCUUGAUGCCAACACUUCAAUUCAUUUAGUUCAAAGUGUUAAGGAUCUUGCUGCUAAUUUUGGUAUAACCAUUAUAAUGACUAUUCAUCAACCAAGAUCUGAAAUUUUAGAAAUUGUUGAUCAAUUAUGUUUAUUAGCAAAAGGUGGUUCAAUGUUGUUUAUGGGUUCAUUAGAAGAAGGUAAAUCUUAUUUCCAGGAAAAUCAAGUCAUUCAACAAGAUAAGUUGGAGGAGGAUGAUUCUAAUUUUGCUGAUUAUUUACUGAAAAUAUCUGCAAUUGAUCAAACAGAUUCAAAACAAGUGGAAAUGGAAGCUAAAGAACGUGUUAACAAACUUGUAUCACAUUGGAAAUCAUUCCAAUCUUUAAACUCUGAGAUUGAAUUUGCAGACUCAUUUGCAAAUGGUAAACCAAUUUUCAAUCAAGAUAAACUUAAUAAACCUUCUUUAUUUAAAGAAAUUGGUGUAUUAAUGCACAGAUGUACUUUACUUACAAUUAGAGAUUCUGAAAGUAUGAUUACAUUCCAUGGUAUCAUGACAAUUCUUGCUAUUAUCUUUGGUUAUGCAUUUUAUAAACCUGGCGGUGGUUUAGCUGGUAUUAGAUCAACAACCUCAUUACUUUAUGUCUGCUGUGAUUUCUUAGGGUUUACACCAUUACUUUAUGAAGUUGAAAGAUUAUGUGCUACCGAUGGUAGGUUCUUUGUUAGAGAUUAUAAAGAAGGUAUACAUUCUAUCACAGGUUUUUUGAUAGCUCGUAAGUUAGUCAAGUUAAUAUUUGAAGAUAUUCCAAUAACAAUUGUAUGGUCCCUUAUUACUUUUUACAUGGUGGGGUUAAAUGAAACAAGUAAUUUUGGUAUUUUUUUCAUUAAUAAUUUCUUAAUUUAUGGAGUUGGUAUGUCUACAGCAUUAAUUUGUUUUGUUUUAGGGAAAUACGAGUUCGGUGCUGCUAAUUUAAUUGUUAAUUAUUUUUAUCAAUUACAAAACUCAGCAUGUGGUUAUUUUAUUAAUGCUAAAACCAUGCCAGUGUAUGUUAGGUGGACAAAAUAUUUAGCAAAUUUUUGGUAUGGAUUUGGUUCAUUAGUUUCAAACACUUUUACAAACUAUACAGGUGAUUGUCCUUAUGAACCUGGUAGUGGGGAAUGUUAUGAAUAUACUGGUGAAUAUGUAUUGGAAAAUUUGGGUUAUCCCAAAAAUUGGUUUGUUACACCAAUUGUGGUAAAUAUUGCUUGGAUGAUAUUUUUUAGUAUUUCAAGUGGUGUAUUACUUUGGUAUCAAUCCAAAAAACAAACUGUUAAAACUGUUAAACCAAUCUUACCAAAAGCUAAAACUAUUUUCAAUGAGAAUACUCUUCAAAAUAAAGAAAUCUUGAAUAGGAUUUAUUCAUCAAGAUUUAAAAGUGAAAUUCUUAUUAGUUUAAAAGAUAUCAAACUUACUUUAAAACCAUCAUUUUUAAAAAAUAAAAUAUUACAUAAACCAUAUGAAGCCAAACAAUUAUUAAAAAGUAUCAAUUGUUCAUUCAAACCAGGUGUUAAUGCCAUCAUGGGUCCUUCAGGUUCUGGUAAAACAACAUUAUUAAAUUUCGUUACUGGUCGUACCCAAAAAAGUACUAUUUCAACUCAAGGUGAAGUUUUCUUGAAUCAAUCUGAAAUCCCUCAUGAUUUAUUAAAAAAAAUCACAACAUAUGUUGUUCAAGAUGAUAAUGUUUUAAUACCAACUUUAACUGUUAGAGAAACAUUGUAUUAUCAAGCUAAAUUAAGAUUAGAAACUUCUAGAUUUCCAUACAUUCCAAUAAUUAUUAAUGAUUUAAUAAGGAAAAUGGGUCUUAGUGAUGUUGCUGAUAUUCCAAUUGGUGAUUCUCAAGUUAAAGGUAUUUCAGGUGGUGAAAAAAGAAGAGUUUCAAUUGCAAUUCAAUUGCUAAAUGAUUCCAAGAUUUUAUUAUUAGAUGAACCAACUUCAGGUUUAGAUUCAUUUACAUCAAGUUCAAUUAUUUCAUUAUUAAAUGAAUUGGCUAUUUCAGAAGGCAAGACAAUUAUUUUAACAAUUCAUCAACCAAAAUUUGAAAUUUUCCAAAGAUUUGAUAAUAUCUUGUUAUUAGCUAAUGGUUCAGUUAUUUAUGAUGGUACACCUUUAGAAAUGAUUGAAUAUUUUGAUUCUAUGGGUCUUAAACCAGGUUCCGGAAUGAAUUUUGCAGAUUAUAUUUUGGAUGUUAUUUCAAAUAGAAGUGAAAAUGGACCAGAAACUGCUGCUAAGAUGAUUGAGAACUGGAAUAUUAAUGAAAAACAUGAAACUCUUGUUACUAAUAUCCCAAUCAAUAUGGAUGAUAAAUCUACUAAGAAAUAUGAUAUUGAACAAUUCAAACCAUUAAUCAAGAAACCACAUAGUUUAAAAAUUGCAUUUCAACCAAUUUUAGAAAGACAAUUUAAAGUCAUUUUAAGAAGUCCAAAUGUGUUCUUCUGUCGAUUUUAUCAAUUAGUUGGUUUAGCAAUAAUUCAUGCUUUAUAUUUUUCACCUUUGAAGCAUAAUUCAGAAUCUAUUUUAAAUAGAUUAGGUUUAAUUCAACAAGUUUUAGUGUUAUAUUUUGCAGGAAUGAUUAGUAAUUUAACAGUUUUCCCAAUUGAAAAAUCAACAUUUUAUCAAGAAUAUGAAGAUAAUACUUAUAAUCCAUUAACAUUUAUGAUUUGUUAUUUUUUAAAUGAAAUACCAUUUGAAACUGUUACUUCAUUUAUUUUUUCAAUUUUUAUAGUUUUAGUUAUUGGAUUACCAAGAACUGGUGGGAUGUUUUUCACAAUGGUUUAUAUGUGUUUUGCUAUAAUAAAUUGUGGUGAAAGUGUUGGGAUGAUGUUUACCACUAUUUUUGAUCAUUUAGGUAUUGCAGUUAAUUUUGUUGCUAAUUUAAUGAUUGUUGCUUUAUUUUUAGCUGGUACAAUGUCAAUUAAUAUGCCGGUUUUAUUUAAAGCUUUUAAUUAUAUCAGUCCAUUGAAAUAUGUUGUUUUGGCUAUAGCAGAUUUAAGUUUUUCAGGUCAAACUUUCAAAUGUUCAGAUGGAUCAAAUUCAUGCUCAUUAAGAACUGGUGAAGAAGUAAUGAAUCAAUAUAAAUUCAAUAGUAAAGUUUAUGUUAAUUUCAUUGCUGUUGCAGUUGUUUUGGUCUUGUAUCGUUUAGUUGCGUAUGGGAUCUUUGAACUUAAGGUUAGGGUUUUAAGAAAAUGA